AUGUCUGUCUAUCGACAACAGAUGAAAAAGGUGACGGGAGGCGGACCUCGUGAUCUCGCUCCCAUGGGUUCUGCUCGACCCGAUGCCAAUCGUGGGUCUAGUAUGCCUAAUUUGGGGAACCUGCAUUUCGGAGGUGCGUCCGGUAUGCCUCCGCCGAACUUGAACUCCGGUCGCAACAAACCUUCCGACAGCGACGAAGAUGAAGACGUCCCUCUUGGCAUCCUACAAGCUCACGGCUUUCCCAAUGGAGCUCGGCCACCUACUCGUCUUGGGAGCGGUCAGAAUGAUGUCGAAUACCAACGCCGUACGUCGGUUGCAGGCUCCGUUGUCAACGGUGGCGGAGGCGGCGGUGGCUAUCCCGCCUUUGCCCGUCGCCUACCAGCGGAUCCCUACUUCGGUGCUGGGAUAGUAAAUCAAUCCAACCGGGAAUCUCUGGCCCUGCAUCAUUCUUCGUCCGCGUCGGUCUACGGUGGCAUGGGUGGUGGCAUGCCUCCCACCCCGGGUGGUCUCGUUGGCGUCAUCGCUGGGGAAGAACGCGCUCGUGCCGCCCGCCGUGCUAACCCUGGCUCUCAAGGUUUCGGCUAUCACGCCGGUGGGUCAAAUACGAAUCUGCCCCUACCGACGAACAUGCUCCCUCCACAACAACAACAGCAGACUCCUCGCGCCAUGUCCAUGACGGGCACCAUGAACCCCAUGAGCAUGAUGCCCGGGAUGAUUCCCCCCAACAUGGCCGCGCAGAUGGAUCCCAGCAACCCCCAAGUCCAGCAGUUCAUGCAGAUGCAAAUGCAAUUCAUGCAGAGCAUGAUGGCCCUACAACAGCAACAAGUCGCCCUGUCAGGCGGCAACCCAGCCGCAUUACAACAGCCCAUGGCG
Dissoconium aciculare CBS 342.82 is the source of this 873-nucleotide messenger RNA. RefSeq lists its product as uncharacterized. Lineage: Eukaryota; Fungi; Ascomycota; Dothideomycetes; Mycosphaerellales; Dissoconiaceae. The transcript has a single exon. The record is from RefSeq and is a predicted model, not a curated record. The annotation marks the transcript as partial.